Molecule: messenger RNA, 5524 nt
Organism: Schistosoma margrebowiei
Lineage: Eukaryota; Metazoa; Platyhelminthes; Trematoda; Strigeidida; Schistosomatidae
Source: the annotation of a GenBank genome assembly
AUAAUUUAUGACAUUAGCAUCUGGUUGUUUAUCUGCGCUACCGGGGUCCAUCUUGGUCGGCUUUGGGGCAUACAUAUUGCUUCGUAACAAAAAAUGUCUGUCAUCAUUCGACUCCAAAACCUACCAAUUUCAGCGAACGCCUCAAAUAUUCGACGCUUUUUCAGCGGGUUAUCCAUUCCUGAAGGGGGCGUGCACAUCGUCGGGGGCACGGAAGGUGACGCAUUUAUUGCCUUUGCUACAGAUGAAGAUGCAAGAAAAGCUAUGCUGCUUGAUCGACAAACGAUCAACGGGGCAUCUGUUCGCCUGUUUCUGAGCAGUAAAGCCGAAAUGCAGUCAAUAAUCGAAUCUGCAAAAACUUCAGCCUUAUUUUCCAGUGGAGGAAAUCCGGUUUUAUCUCAAUCUAUCUCUCAAAAGACUGAAACUAUGCAUGCACUAGAUGUGACAGCUCCUACACUGCCCAGUUCCUUCCCAUCGUAUCGUAAUGGAGCCACUCGUGAAUCAUUUGAUGACUCCUCCAAGCAGUAUCCUUACACCUAUAGCAAAGGUGUAACCCUGGAUCCCCCUCGUGGACAAAUUGAAUCAGCUGAACGUAACAACCCGGACAAAUAUCCCGAAAAUUUACCUCCAGACAGACCUCAUUUUAGUCAGGAUCGAGAUUAUAGUUACAAUAACCAACCUAACAUGCAUUCAAGGUAUGAUGCGAUACGAGACUUCCCACCGACUAACGACUAUGGUUCAAGAGAUACUUACUUGAAUAACCGAAGUGACUUAGGACAUAGAUCUUAUCGCGAUGAUUACGAUUAUAGUAGGCACCCGCCAUCGGUUACUUCUGAAGACAACUUCGUCCCGAGAGGCAAAGACAAUGAAGGCAAAAGUAGUCCAAGGGACUCUUAUGCUGAUCAUUAUUCUGCGCUACACGUCUCGGAUGGUAUGACGACAGAUUAUGAUAAGUACCGUGCACAAUCUCCUAGAGUAUUCAAUGAUCGGUUCCCUCCACAUGAUAUUCAAUCACGUGAAUUUGGUCAUGGAAAUACCCACCCGUUUCCAUCAGAAUUUAGAAGUGGCCCGGGUCAUCCGCUUGAUCGUGAAACUGCAUGCACUAAUUCUAGGUUGCAAGAGGAACGCGAUUUUUCCGUUAGACCUCCGUGGCUCAAUGAUAAUCCACCCGUUUCAGGACCAAAGCGUCCAUUCCAGCAUCAGACUUCAGACUUUGAAGAGUACCCACGAAAACGUCGACCACAACCCUCAUCAUAUACUCGCCCAUCUGACAUAGUGCCUGGAGAAACUGAUUACGUAUUAAGAGUUUGUUUGCCCGCCCCAGAAGCUGGGAUAAAGACUGUUUUCGAAGUUUUACGUGGUGUCCAAGUUGUUCCAAAAUGGGGUAUCCGGGUUGAAGAAGAUUUGCUACAACGUCCCACUGGGUAUGUGUUUAUAAUGAUGACAACUCGUGAUUCGUAUGAACGAGCACUCAGUUUUAAUAAUCGUCCUCACAAAGGAGACGUGAUAAAAGUAGUCAAAUGUACCCUAAGUGAAUUUUACAGUGUUAGUGAUACAAACUUUACUUCAAAAUGCCCUCCAGAGGCUGCCAAAAAACUUCCACCACCUGAUCAGUCCUACCCUCCUCAUUACAACGAUGGUUGUCUUGAGCUAGCUGAGCUCCCAUCUGAUACCACCAAGACAGAAGUAGUUCGGUUUUUGGGUGCUCCUGGUCUAACUUGUGAAAAUGUUGUACUGGCUCGGUUCCCUCCAAAUGAUAAGUCUGCACCACGCAGUACCAACUUAACUAGGGCACUAGUUACGCUUCCUUCUGCAGAGGAUAUCAAAAUCCUUCUUUCUGCCAAACCACGGCCAUUUCGACCAGAUGUGGGACUUCCAUCAGUGCGCUUAACACCAAUAUCAAAGUUGCAAGUCACUGCUUAUUCAGCCUUAGCGAUCGGUAGUAAAUCUGAAAGUACUAAAGAGUCUAUCAAACCACCUGUUUCUCAUGAUGUCGAUUCGGAGCCUACUAAACCACCUGGUGGCUUUUUGACAUGUGCUUGUGUCAGUGGGUUUUCUCGCACAGUGAAAGAUUCUGAAGUUCUGAAUCUGUUUCCGUCCAUCCUGAUUCCUGGAGAUGCGGUACGACUGGCUCCUGAUGCUAAUAUUGCUUUCAUUGAUUUCAUUAGUGAGAACAACUGUCGUCGUGCUGUAAAUGAAGCAUCGACUGAAGGUUCUAAGGCAAAACAGUCACAUCCAUCUCUUCAUAUAGAAGCCAUUUCUCGAGAGGAAAUGCUGAGCCGUUUGGGUGCCGAUCCAAAAGAUGAACAACUGAACUUUGACAGACCUGGAAGAUCUCGUGACAGAGAUCCUCGGGAAUCCCGCAUCCAUUGGGACCAACGCCAGCGUCCGUCACCUUCGAAUCCAUUUGAGGGCCGUCCCCCAAGUGUAGGCAGAGCUAAGUACGAUGACUCUUACUAUGACCGCCCCGCUAUACCUGCCCCUUUUGAUGACCAUCACGACUCCUUCCGUAGGUUCCGCCCGCCUGUGGAUAAUUUACAUUCUAUCCCACCACACCAAUCAGAUAUUUCAUCUGUUCCGAGGCAACCUGUUCCUCUUCCACAUCGUCGCCCUGUUCCUGACUUUGUUACAGUUUUUGUCGGCAAUCUUCCACCCGCAUGUACAGUUGAUCAACUAGCUGGAAUAAUGCGGGAUUAUUACUUCGUUCCGGGUUCGAUAAGACUACGCCGUGAUCCUCAAGGGCAGUUUGUUGGUGAAGCGUUAGUUGAUUUCAAAACAAGUUACGAAGCUGAUAGGGCGCUCAGAGGACUAAAUGGAUAUCGAGUAGCUGGUCGACCCUUGGUAUUGCAUUUUGAUCACCGGAAGUAACAGUUUCGUGGACAUCGAUCGAGGGACCUUAUGGCUUGUGGUGUUCUUUCAGCAUGGAUUCCUCACUAUAAUUCGUUUCAAUUGGAACUGAAUCAAUUCGUGUAUUUUUGUGAAGCAGUAGUCACAGUGUGUAGUUGACAGACUCUAAUUCAGCCUAUUACCAAUUCUUCAGUCCAAUUUGUCUUUUGUGUACAAACCUACUCGAUCGGAAAAGAGCUUUUUUACUGUAGUUCCUCUAUGACUUUUCUACUCGUUUGACCUGUUGUUACCGUUGCUGUUAUGUGAUCGGGUUUUCCUAUUUGGCUCUAAAAUAAAUUCGGUUUGUCUGUAGUUUUAUUUGUGUUGAACGAGUGGAUUGUAGGUGUGUUUAUAUUUGGAUUUAGGGUUGAAAUGGUAAUGAAACAGCAUAUUUAGUGAGAAUAGAAUACUUUUGCGUACACUGAAUUGAUGGAGGUUGUAUAGACUUCAGUGAAUGUUUCUUGACUUGACAUUGAUGGUUUUUAUAAAAGUAAAAGUUGAUGGUUCUUUUCUCUUAUUAUUUGUACAUAGCGUAACUACAAUAAUACAAUAUCCUACUAGGCUCAGUAAGAUCGUUGAGGUUUUUUUUAUCGACUGUGGAACUUGUAGUCGAAAUGAGAAUUCCGACAACGAUAGGAUAAUUAGUCAAGUUUUAAAUUUGAAUGGAAGGAUUAAGAGUUACAUGUGAGCAAUGCAUUAGUGUAGGUCGGUAUAAGAUGCAGUUGUUUGCAUUAACGUAAUUUUGACCUUUAAGAACUACCCUAUAAGACUAGUAAUGUACGUUCUCAUUUAAAGUUGUCACGGUUCCUGUAAAAGCAUUUUAAUCGGAGCGAAUUUGUUUCCUUACGAACUUUUGAUUUGAAUUUCAUAUUCACAAGACAGUCAAGCGACGUGAGAAAUUCGUUGGUUGGGUAGCAGGUGAUAGAUGUGCGUUCACUUACGAUCAUGGCGAUAAUAUAUUCGAGGUUUUCCAAUUAUAUAGCCAUUGAACUGACUUCACCACUGGACAUUCAUGUACUAUCCUUCCCUUUAGUGGAAGAACUCACCACAAUAAUGUGGUGAGGCUAUAAACGCUCGACCGUGUGAAGCGUAUUUUAUGGAAAAUAGCUGCGCCCAUCAAGUAAAAAAGAAUAUUACAACUGAGCUCAGCUCAGGUCGUGUUGUUAUUGUUAUAGACUCAUGCGUAGAUCAUAUUUAGUCAUGAAAAUGGUAAAUGAAGGAAAAUAGGCCUCGGAACGUAGUGAUUGCCUCGGUGACGAAAUGAAUUAUAGAUGUUAGUCGUUUAUUACAAUAGUUUCAUUGUCGGUUGAUCAUCUGUUAUUACUUAUUCCAGUCCUUAGUUGGUAUGUUUUUUUUUCUGGACUGACGAACUUAGUGUUAGCUAAUUUAAUUGAAGUUUUCAGCAUUUCAUUGUUUACAAAUAAGGCUCUGUUGUUGAGAGUAUUUUUUUUCUCUAAAGAUAUUGAUUUGUUAUGCGUUUGAGCUGGACCGAACUGGAGACAAGUUUUUUUUCUUUUUGUGUUUAACGAGUAAAUGAACGUUAAGUUUUGUCAAAUUAAGUAACGCUCAUGUUAAUUUGCAAGUGAUAGAUUGAGUUAGGUAAAUGUAACAAUCAAAACUUGUAAUGAUCUACUAAAUUCUGUGUUGUAUAUCGUUUUGUGGAAUAACCUGUUUGUCUUGACUUGUGAACAAAAAGUGGUAUAUAAGUUGAAUGAAAUAACGCCGGGAAAUAAAGUUACUCGACUGAAUACCAUAUUAACAAUAUUUCAGGAAGAUACUUGGACACUUGAUGAUUAUGAUUGAAUGCCGCUUUAUAUUCAAGUAUUAUAUUCUUUGUAAAUGGUUUUACUUACACUAAACGUAUAUAGGUUACUUAAAUCUCAACAUUAUGGGAAAGUAGAUGUGGUUGAUAGGGGUUUACCGAAACUAGUUGUUUUAUAAGUAUGGUAUAGCUUGUUGAAAUAACUGUUAUUUAAUGUAUUCUGUACAUUUCUACUGUUUGGAAAUGAAUACAAACUAUAGAUGCCAAGAAAUGUUGCGCAAAAUAAUUGAAUAUUGUCAAAUUUUGCACUUGAUUUAAGUCUGAUUGUAAUAAUUUGCACUUGUUCAUAAUCGGUUAAUUAUGUAUUGUUAAAAGAAAAGAAGAAUUUAAGGCUUCUAGUAUAUUGAUUAUUGUUUGGUUAAUAACUGCCGCGUGCAAGAUUUGGUUCUGAGGUGUAAAGAAGGCGGAGUGACACUAAUUUGACUAAUGGAUGUUAAGUUGUUGCAUAAGUGAUGGUUUAUGACUGGUUGGUCAUAAACCGUUAUUACUAUUGAUAUUAAAAUAUUAAGUAACUUAGUUAUUGAGAAUUAUGAAGCAUGUCGAAAUAUGUAUUUUGUAUGUUAUUACGUUAGCGAGUUGAUUUAAUGCGAAUUCGCUAAAGCAGUUUAGGUUUGUGCAAGGGCUUUCUAUGCCACGAAUCAUGGAUUAAAUGACAAUAGUCAUUACUACAAGUGUUAAUCAUCUGAUCAGGCUAAUUGAAAUGGCUCAGAUGAGUGGUCGGUGACUGAGAAAGUGUUGGGCGGUAAAAACUCUUGUCGCAACAAUUAUUGCAUAAAAAAAAAUAAGCACAAAAGAGUUGAACUCUAGAACAAUACAUUU